Messenger RNA from Cinara cedri, 18577 nucleotides. The record is from the annotation of a GenBank genome assembly. NCBI's taxonomy places the organism in Eukaryota, Metazoa, Arthropoda, Insecta, Hemiptera, Aphididae.
AUGGCUGUUACAACAGAAAAUGGUUCAAAAAGUGUUAAAAAAUCCUUCGAAUCUGUAAACAAUAUUUUUGGUAAUUUGAACUUCAAUAAAACAUGCAGUGUUGUUUUAGAAAAAUACGUUAUCCCGGUACAAUUGAAAAAAAAACGAGGUAGACCUAAGAAACUCACAAAUAAAAAUAAAACACGAAAUGUUUUAGAUAUGAGUAAAGUAAAUGCAAUGUUAUCAAAUUCAACUGUCUCCCAAAAAAACAUCGAAUAUACUGGAACUCCAGCAAUUAUUAAAAGACGUCAGGGUAGAUCAAUUACUUUGAACAAGAGCAAGAAAAAUGUAGCGAAGUCAAAUUCUUUGAAACGUCCAAAUCCCAUAAAUACUGGAACUUCAACAAUUGUAAAAAAACCUCUGCGCAGACCAAGUACUUUAAACACGAGGAAAAAGAAUUUAGCCAAUUCAAAUUCAUUAAAAGGCCCAAAACCCGUAAAUACUGGUAUACCAAUAACUUAUAAAAAAAGUAAAGGCAGACAAAUUACUUUAAAAAAGAACAAGGGAAUUACAACUAAAUCAAAUUCAUUAACUAGCAUAAAAAUUGAAGAUUCUGCUACACCUAUAAUUCUAAAAAGAGGUCGGAGUCGACCAGUUACUUUAGAAAUGAGCAAAGAAAGUUCAAGGGAGUUAAAAUCAUUAACUGGUCUAAAGACCGCAGAUACCGGUAAACUAACAGUUGAAAAAAGAAGGCGAGGCAGACCUGUUACUUUAGAUAGGAGUAAGAAAACUUCAAUUGAAUUAAAUUCAUUAACUGAUUUAAAGCCUGAACAUACUGGUACACGAAAAAAUGAAAAAAGACUUCGGGGCAGAAAAAUUACUUUGGAUAACGGCAAAGAAAAUUCAACGGAGUUAAAUUCAUUAACUGGCAUAGAGCCAGAAAAUAAUAGUACACCGACAAUUGUCAAAAGACGACGGGGCAGACCAAAAACUUUAAAUAAGAGUAAGAAUAAUUUAGCCAAGUCAAAUUCACUAACUGACCCAAAAAUUGUAAAAAGAGGUCGAGGUAGACCUAAGAAAAGUGAAAUCUUAUUAAACAUAAUUAAAAAACCUCAAAUAAUAUCAGAUACAGUUACAACAAAAAAAAGGAAAAAUGGUACUCAUUCUGGUGUUCAAAAAUAUAAAAAAAAAAUUGCAACACUUGAAAAUGAUAACGUUUCCAAAGAAGGUGUGAAGACUAAAUUUCAUAUUUCCAAAAAUAAAAAGUCUAGGGGUACAAUGUUAACUAAUGCAAGUUUAAUAUCUAAUAAUAAGUUUGGAACUAUAGAUCAAUUAAAAUGUGUAACAUUGGAAAGAUUUGAUAAUCCAGAGUUCAUAACUACUACACAAAUUAAGAUAGAACCAGAAGAAAAUAUAUAUAGUGAACUGAGUGAUGUAAAUUGGAACUUCAUUCCUAUACGUACAAGGACAAAGAGUAUAAGUAAUGAGCCUACUAAGAAACGUAUUCGACGGAAUUCUCUUCCUAGCAAUUUUGGAUGUAAUGACAGUUUAUAUAAAUUAAGAUAUGAAAGUUUUAUGAAACCAUGGAGUAGUGUUGGAAACAUAGAAGUUGGGCCACAACCUCUUUUUGAAAAAUGUUUUUGGCGAGAACUAAAGGUAAUAUAUAGAAAUAGAAUAAAACGGGUUAGGAGUUUUCCAGAUUGUAAGUUAUUAGAUUCGAAUCACUUCAGGUAUACAAUGGGGCAAAACCUUACAAGUAUAAUCGCUUCUCUAUAUUAUGAAAAUGAUGACAAUAUUGAUGAUUAUGACUUUCAUUAUGAAGAACGUUUUAUUCUUGAACCUCAUGAUGUACUUCAUCAAAAACUUCAUAAUGGGCAUCCACAUGAACGUCCUCAAGAACAUAAUAAUGAUGAAGCUCAACAUGAACACCUUGAUGAACAUCAUCUAGAACAUAAAAAUGCACGUCAAUAUGAAUGUCAUGACGGACCUCAUCUUGAACGUGACAUUAGACGUCAUAAUGAACAUCACAAUACACUUCAACAUGAACAUCAUGAAAGUCGUCUUGAACGUGAUGAUGAACGUAAUUAUUAUGAUGAAUAUCGUGAUGACCGUCAAUAUGAACAUCAAGUUGAAUGUCAGCAAGAACGUCACGAUGAUCGUCUUCAUGAACACGAUUAUGAACGUCAAGAACUUUAUCAAGAACAUCAAAAUGAUCGUCAAUAUGAAUAUCAAAAUGAAGGUAAUUUAAGACAUUGUAAUGAAAUUAAUCGAGAACAUCACGAUGAAUGUCAUCAAGAUAAUUUUGUUGAACAUCUUGAACUUCACGAUGAACGUUAUCAAGAACAUCAUCUUAAACAUCAUAACGAACGUCAUCAACAUGAUAUUUAUGACCGUAGAUAUCGAUAUCGGUCAAAAAGUAUGCCAAUACUAUGCGAGGAAAAAAUAGACAAAAUAAAUAAAAAGUAUAGCAGUCUAUCAAAUUUGAAUAUUUACAGCUGUACAAAUAAUAUAUCAUCUGCUGAUAAAUGUGAUUUUAAUAUUAUUUGUGAAAAAGAAAAGAAACAAGAAGCUGAAGCAGAAGAAUGUGAGAGCAAGUUUAUCAGACGCUCCAAAAGACUACACACUAAGUUAAAACGUUCAGAUAUGUUAGAAGAAGAACAUUUUUUGAUAUCUGAUGAACCAACAAUUGAUUAUUUAUCGGUAGCUGAACAGAUUCGGCAAGAAAAUGAAAAACAGCUCUCUGAGGCUAGAAAAAAUGAUCCAGAUUUAGACAACAAAUUAAAAAAAUUGAAUUUUACAUUAAUUUCCAACAAUAUGUUCAGGCCUGUUAGGUAAGUUAUUAUAACAGUGAACACAUUAUUAAAAGUUUUAAUUUACUACAAAGCCUACUUAAAAUAUGUUGAUAUUAUUAUGAUAUUUUAGAAUAAAUACGAGUGAAUAUUCAACAGCAGAAGCACAAGAAUUACGCAAAUUAAAACACAGGUAUAAUAUCAUUUUUAAAUUGCAUAUUAUCUUAACAACUCAGCAAAAACUCCGAACUUGUUUUUUCUUUUUUUCUGUAACCAAUUCUACUUUAAAUCUAAUUCUAAUCAAAAACUUUUUAGGAAAAUAUAGUAUUCUGGAUCUAAUUAGUGCAUUGCAAGGUCAUUUUCUGAAUUUUCUUACAUUUAUUCCCCACAGUUUUUGCUGACAUAUGAUAAAUUAAUUAGCAGACUAUAAUAUAAACAAUUAUUAAGCUUACAAAAUAAUCAUUUUUUUUUGUUCAGCUUUUUAAAAAUGUCUUCUAUGAAUAUGGUAGAUUAAAGAUUUAAUAUUUUUGUUAUAGGACAAUUCUCAAUUCUGAAACAUCAUAUAUGUGUCAUUGUACAUAUACAAGAAAAGACUAUUUAGAAAGAAAGCCUGGAUGCACUUCAGAGUGCAUUAAUCGUAUAUUGAAUAUUGAAUGGUAGAUAUAAUAUUGUUUUUAUUUAAUAUAUUUUAUAAAUAAUAAUUGUAUAUUAAUUUGUUUAGUGGACCUAAUUGUUUAUUAAAACGUUUUUGUACCAACAAACAAUUCCAAAAUAAACAGUUCAAACAUACUGAAGUUCGUAGAACCUCAAAUAAAGGUUAUGGAGUUUUUGCCCUUGAAGAUAUACCAAGGUAAAAGUUAAAAAGUUUCAAAUUGAAUGCAAUCUGUGUAUAUACCAUUUGAUUACUACAUAUUUUAUAAUUUGACAAAAUUAAGUCCUCAAAACUAAAAUUAUUUUUAUGAUUAAUUAAUCAUCUUUGUUCUUCUAUUAUUAUUAUUAUUAUUAUUAUUAUUAAACUAUUUAAUAUUAUUUAUUAAAAAUAUGCUAAUAAUAAUAAAACUAUCAAAAAUCAAUAGGCAUUAAUAAAUUUAGUAAUUUUCAAGUUCUUAAAACUUUAUGGCAAAAUUAAAAAAAUUAAUUUCAAAAUCAUAUUAUAUUUUGAUUUCUCUUUAUAAAAAGAAUAUUACAAAUAAUUUGUUAUUAUAUAUUGUCUUAUUGCAUUCAAAUAUUACUUAUAAGAAAAAAAAAAAAAUCUAAAAUGUAAACUUUGUAUAGUGGGGCAUUUAUUGAUGAGUAUAUGGGUGAAGUAAUUGGACAGCAUGAAAUGAUUAACCGAAUGAAAACAAAAUUGUAUUUAAAUAAUAAUUAUAUGGUUCAACUACAACAUGAUGAAAUCAUAGAUGCUACCAGAAAAGGCAACAUCACUCGCUUUAUAAAUCAUAGUUGCAAUCCAAAUUGUGUUGCUGAAAAAGUAUGUGUUUGUAACAUUAUUUAAUUAAUGUUAAUUUGAACAAUAUGAUAGUAUUUAAUAAAACAUUGUUUUAGUGGAAUGUAUUAGGAGAGUCACGAAUGGGUUUCUUUUGCAACAGAUCAGUUAAAACUGGUGAAGAGAUAACUUUUGACUACAGCUUUGAAAUAUUUGGGUAUUUUACCUAAUUUAACUUUUUUUAACUUUAGGCGUACAAAAUAUUUUAUUGUUUUUAUUAUUAUUAUAGAGGUGGACCUGAACAAAAAUGUUUUUGUGGCUCUAGUAAUUGUCGUGGUUAUAUUAGUAAAAAGUCUAAAGCAGGAGAUCAAAGCAGUUCUGAUGAAAGUGAUGAAAAUGAUGAUAAUUGUCAAGCCACAAAAUUAGAUGAGUGUGUGGAGAAGAAAAAAUUAAUUAAAGUAAAAAGAAUUAGUAACAAAGAUAAAAAACGUUUAAAAGAGGUGAGAAUUGCAUUAUUAUUUUAAAAUUAUUUAAAUUAAUAUUAAUUAUUUGUAUUUUUUAGCUUGAUCAACAGCUUACAGAUAUAAGUAAAUUAAAAAAUAAAAACCGCUCUGAUUUGGAAAAUUCUACUUUAAAUCUAAACAAAUUGAUGGUUCAUAUUACAGACUCAAUGAGUCGGUCACAUAUUUUGAAAUUUAUACGAGAAAAUGAUUUAAACUGUAAAAGAUUAUUCAUGAACUAUAAUGGACUAAGUAUAAUUCAUAGCUGGAUGUCUUCAAAUAACAAUGAACAGCUUAAAUUAGAAGUAAUGAAUUACAUAAAUAGUAUUUGUAGAAAAAAAAUUAAAUGUUUAAAAAUAACCACUCUUAUUUCAGAUUAUACAAACUCUUUCAGAACUUCCUAUUUCAAAUAGAAAUACAAUAACUAAAUCAAAAGUUUUAGAAAUUGUAGCAGAGUGGGCUAAUAUUCCAAAAAGUGUAAAAGAAGUUAUUGAAAAGUAAAUAUAUUGUAUUUGUAUUAUAUACUAUGAUAAACUAAUGAUUAUGGUUUAAAUUUUAAUUUAUAUACAUAUUUAUACUGUAACUUAAUAAAUUAAUUUUAGAUUAUUUUUUAAUUAAAAGUUUUAAAAAAUAAAUCAUUACUCAUAGAGUUCAGAAUUUUAUGCAUUUAAAAUCCACAAAAAACAGCUUAAAAAUGUCUAAAGAGCUCUGAAAAAAUUUAAAAAAAAAAAAAAAAAACAGAGGGCCCAGAGUGAUUUAAAAUGUCUACCCCCAACCACCUAACCAUUAAAUACAAUUAUCGAACACAUAUAAUUUUCUUUUUUUAUAAUACUUACAAUUUUAUUUAAAAAUUUAUGUUAAUAAUUUUUUUAGUAUCUGAAAAUGGAUUUAUAAGUUAGAGCUAUUAUAGGGGGGCUUUUAAAAACACACUACCAUUUUUCGUUUUUUGCUAAUUUUCAAGCCUUUUAUGACGUUUUUUUGCCUUUUGUGGAUUUUAAGUGCAUAAAGUCCCAUAAUAAAUAUACUACAUAUGUUCUUAGUUUUAUUAUUUACAUUUAUAUUUUUAUAUUUUCCAAAUUAUUAGUUUAGAAUACCCUGUAUCAAAAAUAAUUGAACAUGGUCAAGAAGUUGAUAAAUUGUUAUCUGAUGUUGAAACUGAUAAUUCAUUAGUUCAAGUAGCUCGAAACUUGUGGAAAAAAUGGAUUAUUUUAAAAAUGGUUUUUAAAAUACCUAAAUUAGAUCGCCCCAAAGAAGGUAUGAAACAACCACAAUUUUCUUCCCACUUAAAAAUAUGAUAUAGCAAUCAAGUUUAAAAAUAAAUUGUUUUAUCAUAUUAUUAUUAUUUUUUUAUUUAUUUUACAUAGUAUAUGGCAGUAAAGUUUAAAAUUGUUGUUAAAUUGGUUUUAGUUCAAUAAUGUAAUUUUUAUAGAUAUUUUUAACAGUAAUUUAAAUAUAAAUUUAAGAUUUUCAGUUUUGUUUUUGAAGCAGUAAACAUAAUAUGUUUAAGAGAUUGUAGAAAUGUCCAUUUGCUCUGCCUGUGAAACUAACAAGCAAUAUAGCAUAAAAGUUUUUUUGUUCUUUGAUUAGUACUAAGGCCUUAUAUUGUCCUUCGUAUAAACUUGUUUUGGGUGUCAAAAUAAACAUGAAAGGACUAGAUGAAAAUUUUUUCUCAAACCCAUUUAAUUACAUUUUAAAAUUUGCUUUAUUUAAGUGUUUUGAAAAAACAUAAAAUCAGUAGAUACAAUUCCUAAAACAAAUUUUUGAUAAAUUUUCAUUAGAUUAAUUGCAUGUCUUUCACAUUUUUAUAAUUAUUUUAUAGAUUUACUGCUUAUGUUAUCAGAUUAAUUAAGAUACAAAUAAAAAUAUACUUUAAUGUCUUAAACCCAAUCAAUUUAGAAUUUUUACAAUCUGACUUCUAAUAAAUAGCAAAAAUAAAUAAUUAACUGAUAACAGAUAUAAUUGAUCAAUUUUAAUUUACAGUGAACAUGCCUUCUGUUGUUGAUAAUGAAUUGUCUGUUUUACCUCAACCAAAACCGUAAGCCAACUUAGUUCAUGUUUAAUUUUUUUUUUUCAAUUAAAUUAAUAUUUUGUUAUUAUUUCAUAGAGAAUCUAACCAGUAUUAUUUUGCAAAUUCAACAACCCAUUCUAAUCAACAUGUUAAAAUAAAUCAUGCUGACAUCAAAAAUAAAUUUAAAUAUAUUAAGUAAGUUAAAUAUUUUUUAUUUUGCUUAAUCUAUUAAUAACAUUUAAAUCAUAUUGUUUCCUUAUUGGGUAAGUUUUUCUUUUCAGUCUACCUUUUUAAAUUAUCUUUAUAAUUUGAUUUAUUUAUAUAAUAUGUGUGUAUUUUAAUUAUACAUUUUAUUGUAAUAAUACAAAUCAUUUUAAUUGUUUUUAGACAUGUACAGGGGAAUGAAACUCCCAAAAAUGUUAAGACUAGUUCGAUAGAAACUCUUAGUAAAAUUAUUAAUCGUCAAAAUGUAAUAAAUCCACGAGACAAGUAAGAAAACAAAUUAUAAAAUUAAUAUGUACUUAUAGUUUUGUUUAAUAAUUGUGUAUGUAUGUAUAUAUAUAGGAAAAAAGAAAUUUUGGGAUGGAAUAAAAAUAUAUAUUCAACAUUUAAAACAUUUUGUGGAAACAAUUCUACAGAAAAAAAUUUGUAUUUAUCAAGUUCAAAUUCUGUCCAAUCUUUUAUGUCUACAUUUAAAAAGACAAAUGAAAAGCAAAGAAUUCCAACAAUGGAAUAUCGAUCAGUAUUAUAUCAAAAACCAAAAUUGAAUACAGCUCAGGAAGGUAAGAACAAUUUAAUAUUUGUUAAAACUAGUUUAUAUAUUUGAAUAUAUUUUGUUUUAAUAUAUUAGCUUAAUGUAAUUUAUCUUCAAUCUGUUAUUUCUUGUAGAAUCCCUUUUGUACAUAAAAUAUCAUUUGAUUGAAACAUUGUUGUUCAGUAUUACAUAAUUUUAAAAUCAAAAGUACAGAUUUCAUAAUAUUUAUCAAUUAUAUAAGUUUUGUUCAUGUUCUAGUUUUCAACUUCUUGUUUUUUGUUUAAUGUAUUUUUUUUAAUCUUGUUUUAUAAAAUUUUACUAAUCAAAUAAAAAAUUUAAAAUUGAAUACAUGUUAUUAUAAAUACCUUAUUAACAAUUACAAAUUAAAAGUAUAAUUUAUAAUUGUAAAAUUAUUUUCUAAUUUUCUAUUAAAAAUACUUCAUAAUAUAUUAUAGAUGUAAUAACUUAAACACAUAGAAUGACCUAAUUUCAAUAUAUUAUUUUUAGUUAAUGAAUUUGGUCAUAAAGUUCCUGCAGUAGCUGUAUCUGUUUCAACCAACAAAAUAUUAGAAAAAACAAAACCGGAAUAUAAAUACUAUCCUAUAGAAGAAAUUAUAACAACAAACCAAAAUCCAUGUUUACCACAUACUUUACCUGAUUUUCAUAAUUUAUCUACAAUUAAUUUUAUAAUGAAUAUGCCUCCUCCAUGUUAUGUUGUAAAUCAACAUAUGUCUCAUUUAUCUUCUGGAUCUAUAAUGUGCCCUGAAAAUGUUUUCUAUGAUGCCCAACAUCCCAGUAUUGAGGAACAAAUGAUUUUAAUGUCUAAACGUAGAUCAAUUAAAUCUUCUAAUAAAAUUAUAAUAGAUACAUCAGAAAUCAAACAAAGGGCCUUGGAGAAAAAUAAUGAGAAGCUGUUUCAGCGAACAAGUAGAAAGAAAAUGUUAUUUAAACAGAAAAAAGAUAGUCGAAAGAAAUCAGCUAAAAAGAUUGAUAAACCCACAAAGAUUAAAAGUAUCAGUAAAUCUAUGAUAUCAAAUUUUAGUGAAUGCAAUAUGCUAAAUAUACAGAAAAAUAAUCAAAAUAUUCAGAAUAAAUUAUUUAAACAGUGUAAGAAUAAUAUCAAAAAAUUCUAUGAUACUGGAUUAUUGAAUUUUUUUAAACAUUCCAAAACAAAUCGAAUCAAUCAACUUCCAAUUGAAAAAACUGCACCUAUACAUUUAACAUUGAAUUUACAAAAAGAAAAUUCUAAAAAAAAAGUACCAAAUUUAUCUAAUUUAUUAAGUGUUUUAAAAAUUGGAAGUAAUUUUUAUCAAGAACAGCUAUCUAAUAUAGUUAAAAUAAAUAAUUUAAAAUUUAUAGAUCAGAAAACCAAAAAAGACUUUUUUCGAACUGAGGAAAAUAAUGAUUCUGAAAAUAUAAGUACAAUUUCAUUAGCCUUGAAGUAUCAUAAUGAAAACCUUAUCUCUGAUUCUCCAAGUUUAAACAUAAAGAAAUUACUUAAUAAGCAGCCAGUUAAAAUAAAAUCUGAAAAUAAAUUUGCAUUAAAAAUUUUAAAUGGUUUAUUUAAAAAAUGUUCAGCUAUGUCUAAUGAAUUUGUUUUAAAAGUUCCACAAAAGAAUAUGAUUACUACUAUUGACCCUAACAAGGAAAUCAAACUUCAUUACAGACUAACUCCAACUAUAGAAAAUACAUUAUGUGCGAAAUUAAAUAAUGAAAGUUCAGGAAGUGAGAUAAAUGUGUUCAGACAAAAUUUAGUUUAUAAAUACAGAAGUGAUUCAGACUCUCAAAACUCUAGUUCUGAAUCUGAAGAAGAUUCUGAUUUAUUACAAAAUGUUGAAACUAGUAAUAUAGUUAAAAAAUCAUUAAAAAGGAAAAGACCUUUACCUACACAUGAUUUAAAAAAUAAAAAAUUAAAUUUAUGUGUGAAAAAUAAAAAUUUAAAAAGAAAUCAAAUUAGAUCAGCAAGUAAAACUAGUGAAGAAGUAGGUGAUACAAAUAUAUUAGAAAAAAUAAUUCCAAUUGUUGAUUUGUAUAAACGAAGGACAGAAGAAAGGAAACUGAAAAGAAGUGUACCAAGUCACACAAUUCAAAGUAAUGCUCUAUUACAAAAUAACCCAGAAGAAUUUACAGAGACACCUAGUACAUCAACUCAAAUAAUUCCGAAUUAUAAUGAAAUAAGACAGAAACCUCUUAUGAAAUGUUCUCCUUUUUAUAAAAUUGAAGAUAACACUUCAACUUCUGAAUUGGAACAAAAUGUUUUACAAUUGGCUACAUCUUUAAGUAUGAAUUACACAAAUCAUGUUUUAUUAUCAUCUCAAAUCAAUAAUGAAUUAAUUCCUCCAAUUGUUGAUAAUUUUAACAAUUCUUUGCAUUCAGUGAGAACCAUGUCCCGUACAAAUUUGACGAAUGACCCAAUUGUAAGAGAUUAUAUUCUAAAUACACAAAAGAAAAAGACAUUAACAAGACAUCAUUUAAAACGGAAAUAUAAAUUGCCAGAAAGCAUGAUGUCAUUACCAAUUGAAGUUCUUAAUCUUAUACCUGAUAAUCAAAGAGAAAUAAAGUAUGUUAUUGAAUUUUACCAUGGCAUGGCUACAGUUAUUGUUAAAGUAUUAGAUGCAUAUGUUAAAAAAAGUUGCAAGCAAGGUCGUAUAAAAAGUGAUGAAGAUUUUAAAUUUUUAGCUAAAAAAGUAAAUAUGUUUAACACUUAUUAAUCAUUUUACUGUAUAUUUAACUCAUAUUUAUUUAUAUGUUUAGCUCAAUUCUAAUAUUUUAUUCAAAGAACUUCAGGCCAGAAGGAUAGAAGACUUAAAAAUCACUGAUGGAGUCAAGCAGAAAGUUGAACAGUACAUAAAAAAAUAUAUGUUGAAAUUUGGAAAAGUUUAUAAAAGAAAAAAUCUGGGUAAUUAAAUAUAUUUUUUGUUUUUUUUUUUUUACACUGUAUUACCAAUGAAUUUAAAACUACUAUAUUAUAAAUUAUAGUUAUAAUUUGAAAAUUACACAUUGAGUCUACACACUGCAAAGCAUUUAAAGUUCUGGGUUUUGUAAAAUGCAUUAGAUUGAAAUGUCAUUGUAAAACACCUCUGUAAGCCAUUUAUUGUUCCUCGGUGAAUUUAAUUAUUAAAUAUUCUUCCAUGUUGUGUGACCUAUACACAGUGCUUCUGAGUUAGACCGAGUUCAACAACUUCCUAUCUUUUGGAGGUUAUGUCCUAGGUAUUGAUCAACUUCUGGAUGAUUAUUCCAUUGUCCUUCACCACCUAGGUUUAACACUUUAGGUGACAGAAGAAUGUACGCAAACUUAUAAUUUUUAAAUUAGUUGACUGUUAGUUCCAUUGAUGUCCCAUCUCUUCCAUCAUAAGUUAAUUUCAAAGUACCUGCAUUCUCCUUAUGCAAUUUUGCUCCCUUUGCAGUCCUGUUACACGCCAUGGUCCUAUCCACUGUAUGAUGUGAAUGAACACCUAACUCACCUUAUAUAAUCCUGUUGUAUUUCUUAGUUUUAAUUUCUUAAAUGUGUUAAUUAAUUUUCUUCUAUUACUUAUUAAUUUAUUUUUACUUCCAUAAUAUUAUUAAUAUGUUACUCUAGUCCAUAAUUCAAUUAUAAUGUAUCAUUUUAUUCUGCCCUCCACCCUCCUAUCUAUAGUGUAUUUAAAAUUAAAAUAACACAAAUGUAAAAACCACAAAUUACAUUCAUUUUCAAUUUUACACUAUAGAAUUAUAAUUUUCUUUUCUUAAAUAACAAAAAAUAAUUGAUUUAUCAUUUGAGUAGGUAUUCAGCCAUUAAUAUUCACUCAAAUGAUAACUCAGUUUUUUGCAAUUGUUGAAGUAUUAAUACUUUUUGACUAGACCUUUAAAAAGUUUUAAUACCCAGUAGCUUGUUUGUGAUUCUUUUUUAUGUACCUAUCAGAGAAUGGAUCAAUUAAAUUUUACUUAUUUUUUUGUAAGAAAUUGGUAGGUAUUAUUUUUUUAUUUCAUAAAUCUUCUUUUUUUUUUGUAAAUAUAACAGAAUAAUUAUUGUUACUUGUAUUAUUUAGAGUACUUAUAAAAUUAAUAGUAAGAAAAAAUUUAAAUUUUUAUAAUUUCUGUAAAAUAUUUAAGAUUCUGAGGGGAGUGAGGAUUGUGUUGGUUUUACCAUUGUGUUUAUUUUUUUUAUUUUUUUAUUUUUGAACAACUUUUUUAUCAGAAAUUUUGCUCAGAUUUACAAUGAUAGCACUUUUUCUAAAAGGAAAUCUGACUGGGGAAGUACAUUUGGAAGAUCAUUUCUUGAUUUUCCCUAACAAAUUGGAAAAAAAACAUAGGAAAAACAGAAAAAUAGGUGCAAUAUUAAACAAAUAUUAUUAAAGAAAAUAUAUAAUGCAUUUGUAAUUAAUUAUUUUACUAUAAUAUGGCAUAUAUAUAUAUAUAUAUAUAUUAGAAUCGUUUAUCCUUAGCAAUGGUUAAUUGUUGCUCACAGUUAUACAAUUAAAUUUCCCCUCUACCUUUCCAACUUCUCAACUAUCUAAGGAAUAACCUAACAUGAUAACAUCAAUUUUCACACAGAUUAGUAGAAUUUAAAACUGCUGUUUCUUAGAAACUAUUCAUUAGAUAUAAAUGUUUGAUACAUUCAAAUUUCCAAAAAUAAUGAAAUAAAGUUAUUUUGUUUGAAUACAAAAAAAAAAUUAAUUCAUAUAUAAAUAUUUGUAGUUCUCAUUCCUGUAAGUAAUAUAAAAAAAACAAACAGAAUUUGAUUAUCUUUAUUAUCUUCGGAAAUAUUCAAAGGGUAUAUCUAAGACUGUCAGUAUAUUAUGGUAAUUUAUAAAUUUAACAUAAAAAUUUUUUGUUUAGAUCAAUAAGUGUGCAAUACAAUUUUUCAGUGGCAACAUAUUAUGAACAUAAUUUUUAUUUUUACAAAUUAUACUUUGAAAAAUGUCAGAUAUAUUGUAUAUUUAAUGCCUAAUGUAGUCAAAAUUAUAAAAAUAUAUCUUACUAUAAUAUAGUAUAUACAUUUAUAUUAUAUAUUUAUUCAUUUAUUUUAUUUGUAUUUUUUAGUAAUAGUAACAAUUGCUAUGUUUUUAUUAUUUAUAAUUGUCUAAAAUUUAAUGUUUGAAACAUCACAGAAUAAGAUAGAAUAAGAUAAUUUAAUUUUAAUUAAUAAUAAUAUAUUCAUUUUUAAAUUAGUCCCACACUGCCAUUAUUGAUUUCUUUUAAGUAUCUACUAUUAUACAUAUGUAAAUAAAUUAAUAUUAUAGUUUAUUUAUUUACAAGUGGGAACAAUUUUUAUUUGAUAUGUUUAACACUAGUUAUACAUAUUUUUUUAAAGACUCGCUGAUCUCUGAAUAAAUAAGUUUUAUAUAAUGUACACACACACAUUAAUUUAUACAUGAGUUUAUAAAAACAAUCUUGUAAUUAUAUAUUAGUUUUAUAUACAUUGUAGGAUUUUAAACUUUUAUUGGCUAGAUAAAGAAAAACAAAUCUCAUGCUAAUGAAUUUAGAUUUUGUGAUGCUUGGAAUUUUUAAGAUUUUCACUAAUUUAACAUUAAUUACCUUACUAACUUUUAAUUUUAAUCCAGCCUUGGGUAAUAUUUUGAAUUAUUUAAAUGAUGGAAAUUUACUGAUUGAUUAUAAUGAUAAAGUUAACAUUUUGACAUCAAAUAAUAAUGGUAAUAAAUUCUGUGCUCAAAUUGGGGGCCCCAGGGGAAUCUAUACCUAAAUUAAUUAUUCAGAAAAAUUGUUUAUAGACAGAAAAGAAAAAGAAAAAAAGAACUUUAAAAUAAAUUCACUAUUAUGAAAUCUUAAAUGUAUAUAUGUAAAUAAAAAUUUAGCCUAGCUAUAGUGUUAUUAAGUAACAUUUUUUUCGUAAAUAAUUAAUGUUGAAUUAUGUUUUAAAAUUAGAACCUGUAGAGAAGGCCACUCUUCUCACUAGUUGUGUUGAGUUUAAUAAUUACUAGCAAUAUUAAUUUGUUUUAAUUUUUUUCUAUUUGAGCACUGUAUUCAGAGAAAUUCUCUCUCUGAAUAAAUAAGUUUUAUAUAAUGUACACACACACAUUAAUUUAUACAUGUGUUUAUAAAAACAAUCUUGUAAUUAUAUAUUAGUUUUUUAUAUAUUGUAGGAUUUUAAACUUCUCACUAGUUGUGUUGAGUUUAAUAAUUACUAGCAAUAUUAAUUUGUUUUAAUUUUUUUUUAUAUUUGAGCACUGUGUUCAGAGAAAUUAUAAUUAUUAGUGAUUUAUUCAUUAUUGUUAUGAGAAAAGUUUCAAAAUUUGUUUGUGAGAAAAUUUGAACUUAUUCAUCUUGGUGUAAACUUUUUCAUAAUUAUUUUUUUUUUUUACUAAAAUUGUUUUAAAUAACAUUUAUUUUGUUUCUAAAUGUAAAUAAUUGGCCUUUCUACCCUAAUAUUUUAAUGAAUCUUUGCAUACUUACAUAGUUAUGGUCAUGUGUUUUACUUAAAAAUAUAAUUUAGUUUUUAAGCACAUGUAUAAUUAAACAUUUAUGGAUUAAUGAAGUUUUUAAUUAAUUAAAUAAAUAUUAGUAAACUAUGCAAGUAUACUAAAUAAUAAUUUAAUAAACAAUGAGUAAUAAAAUUAAAAAAUUGUAAAUAACAGUUAACCAGUUUAAUGGUAAAUUAAUAAUAUAAUACAAUGUAUUCAUAUAUAAAUUUUUAUAUUUCAAAAACAAAAAAAGCAAAUUCUUAUUAAAACUUGACAUUAGUGUAAUAAUAUUUUUUUUUUUAUUACUAUUGUUGCAUUUAUGAGCAUUUUUUUAUAAUAAAAGUUUAUUUGCAUUAUGUUUAGACAUAUUUUAAUAAUACAAAAUAUUUGAUGUUUUAACCAAUGUACUUUUAAUGUUUUUGUCUUAAUAUAUUGUAUGACCUUUGAUUUAUAAUAAUAAAUUAUUACCUAAUAAAUUUAAUUGUAUUCAAACUAUAAUUGAUAAGAAUUUUUUGGUUUUAAUCCUACCUAUUGGAUCUUGUAAAAACAAUACUAAGUAAUUUGUAAUGAUUUUUACUUUAUUUUUUACAAUGCUUAUUUCCCUAAUUAUGUAUUUAAGUAAAACAUUGUUUCAUAUUAUACGUAAUCAUUUUAACAAAUAUAUUAUCUAUUAAUAAUUUGUUUGACUUAAUUAUUCAAAUAAAAAUUAUACAAUAUUCUUCAAAUAUUAUCAUUUUUAAAAUAAAAAAUUUUUUUCAUUUUUUAAGUUCUCAAGACAUAAAAUUCAGACUUACUAUUAACGAUAACAUUGUUUAUGACAUGUAUGUUUUGUAUUUGUAUAUUUGUUCUUAUUUCUAAAACUACAAGAUAUUGGUUGUUUUUACACAAUACUUCUUGAACUAAGUAAGUUGGUAUAACCCAAAAGACCCUUAUAUGCUAUGCUUCCUGUGGACAUCUGACAAAUGUACAAUCAUUUUUGUUCUGUUCAAUAUACUUUUUUAUUUUUAUUUUUUAUAAUUACUGUUGUCCUAUUAUUGUACUUUAAAUUUAUUUAAUAAAAUCCAAGAUUCAUUUUAUAAAUUUAUUUUGAAAUGAAAUGUUGGUGUUUAAAAUGUAUAUUAAUGUAUCACACGUGUAAAAUAUAAGAAUCAGUGAAAGGCACUAGUUAUUAGAUAUGAUAAAAAAGUAAAAAAAUCUUGAGUAAUUUGAAACAGAACAAAAUUUAUUGUAUUGCCAUAGAUAACAGACAAUUAUUAACUACUAAUUUAUAAUGAAAAUACAUAACAAUACAUUUAUGGCAUUUUUUAUAUAAGUUACUUUUUGAAAGUUAAAAUUUUCAAAAAGUUAAUAAUGGUUUAAUUAUUAUAAGGAUGAAAAGAAUAAUUUGUAUUAAUAGUAGAAAAGAAUCAAUAUCUAAUAUGUUAUAUAAAAAGUCAAUAUUUUUUAAAAUGAAUGUUUAACAAUAAAAUAAUCACCUAUGACAUAUUGAUAGAAAAUAUCAUUUUUUCUGAUAAGUAGUUACAAAAGUACAAAAUAAAAGUAAAUACUUGUUAUAAAAUAUUAUCAUAGUAUAUACAAGCACCAAAUUACCAUUUAAAAACACUGUUUUGUGCGAUUAAAACCUUAGGAAUUUUCUUUAGGUACUCACCAUUACCAUUUAUUAGAGAAGGAGAAAUAAAUUAUUAUUAGUUAAUAAUUCAAAGUUCAAACCCAGUACUUAUAUCACAGUUGGACUCAUAGCUCUAUUUCACAAUGCAAAUACAUUUUUACCAUGUUUUAUUGUGCUUUGGUCAAAUACGAUAAUACAGGAAACUCAUGUUUAUCAAUAGAGACUAACUCUGAUGUACUAUUCUUGGAUCAUUCAACUGUGGUAACUGUUUCCAAUUUUUUAUGUAUUCAACUGUAGAACAUUCAAAAUAUGAUUCAGAUAAUUUUUGACACCUCAAAUAAUUAAAUAUAAUAUAAACCUAAUAUAAUCAAAUAAUUAAUUCUGCUUUAUGUGAUUUAGUUUAAAUAUAGGUAGUCAGAUAGAUACAACAGAUUUAUUUCAGUUCAUACCUGAAUUAAUAGGGUUUUUCUUAAUUUUCAAUUUCAAAAAAUGUUAGGUCAUUCAGAUAAAGUUAACCUAUGCUGACUUGAACUUGAAGUUUAAACUUCAAAUAGUUAAGUAUUAUUCAAUUCGUUCAAUACAUUAUUUACCAAAAUGUUUAAUAAGUAAAAGUAAGAAUAAUUAAUUAUUAUGUACAAAUUUAAAGGAAACUAUUUUUAUAAAUUCAAGUCUCAAGAAAUUUGUCCAUUUUUAUAUUCAUUUAACUUUUGGCUAAGAAAUACAAUUUUUUUACAAGUUAUUUUAGAUAAUGUUCUAGUACUUUUAAUUUGAAGGUAAAUAUCACAUUGCAAAUUCUUUAUGACUUGAAUAAAUUAAAAAAUAUUGGGAUAGAUUGAAUAGUUCAUUGAAUUAAAUUUAGAGUGAAAUGAUUUAAUUUUUUCAUUGGGACUUAACUCUUGUACUAAAAAUUCCAACAGGAGACAACGAAUUAACUGCAGAUUCAUUCUACCAUUGUUAUUAAAUCUGUUUGCCAUAAAUAGUGGGUAAUCAUUAUCUAUAGAUUUGUGUUGUAAAUUUGGUUAGGUUCAUAGGUUUUUCUAGAAAUAACAAAAGGUAAAUGUAAAUUUGUUCAAUUUUUUUCAUAUUUUUUUUUAAUGUAAAUGAAAACUACAAGAAAAAUCAAAAAAUGACUGCCCUAUUGUAGUAACUAAAUCCAAGACAUUACAAAAGAGCUGUCUGUCAUUUUUUUUAAUGGAAAAAGUUAGAUUACUGAUAUAAAAAGUUGUUUGUAAAAGUGUUAAAGUUUAUACUGGGGAUGGGUGUGUCAGUGCCACUAUUAUAGUUGGAAAGUUGGGUAAGAUACAUUUGAUUAUUUAAUUUAUGACUGUACGCAACGCAUAAGUUGCCAACAAAAUGUGAUUCGGAGCGAAAUUCAGUAAAGCAUGUUAUGAAAUGCUGUCAUUUUUAAGAUUUUCAUCAAAAUUUAAUCUUAAAAUGUUUAUAAAAAAUAAAUAAAUGUAUUAAACUCAAAUUUGGUUUUUUAGACUACUAAGUAUAACUAUAUUGAACUUUGUGUUAAAUUUCCAAACAUUUUUGUAAAGUCAUUACAUAUAUAAACACAAAAAUGUCAAAUGUCUACAAAAAUAAUCCAAAAAUAGCUAGAAUGUUUUAAACAUUUUACCAUAACUAGUCUGUCUAGAAAAGGCCAAUAUAAGUAUAUUAUGAAAACUACAGAUCUACAAUUAUUUUUAACCAAUUAACAACAAAAAAAACUGUAUUAAAAAUUUAUCACUUUUUAAAAUAAAUAAAUAAUAUGCAUAAUUUAUCAAUAUACAGAUUUUGUACAAAUAAAUACUAUUAAUACUAAUUAAAAAUAAUAAUAUUGAUUACUUUCAAAAUUAUUAACAAGGCUAUAUUAUAGUCAUUGACUGUCCUAUUUAUAUUAUUUGAGAUGACAGUGAAGAAAGAAUCAUCUGAAACAAUGUUUUAAUUAUUAAACAACCACAUAUUUUGAAAUAUUUUUUUUUUAUAUGCCUAAUAAUAUACUUUACCUAUAAAUAUCAUAAAUAUGUAUAACAUUGUACUUAUACAUUUUUACUGUGGGUAUUGUAAUACUAACGUAUUAUUACACAUUACUUGGUUCAAAUUUCAAGGCAUUAAAAGCUUUUUUUAAAUAUAGUAAAUGUAUAGUGUACCUAAAAACCUAUAUUGUACAUGUAUCUAAUUUUAUCAAUUUUGUUUUUUAUUAAAAUGCAUACCUAUUAUCUACCCUAAAAUCUGAACCCACAAAUAACAAAAUAUUUAACAUAGCUAAUGCCAAAAUAUUAAGUGUAAGAUUAAUUAAUGUACUUAUUGCAUAGUGGAUACCUACAUUAUCAGGGGCGCCUAACUACAAAAAAUUCACUAGGACGAUUGACGAUUAUACAAUUUGUUUAAGACCCACUAACGUUCUUGUACUGACAAAUAAACGUAUGGAUAUUACAUUAUUAUUUAACUUUAAUUCACCACCUAUGGCUACUCAUUUGUAUUUUAUUCUUUAAUAAAUAAUAAGCAUACAAUGGCCAUAGAAGGUGAAAAUGAAAAUUUAAAAAAAAUUAAAAAUUAUAUCUCGAGCAGUAUUUCUCAUAAGACUAUUCAAUUAACCAAGUGUUGGGUCAGUUGUAUAGUAUACAUGGUUACAUUUUCCGUUCUCCCCCCUGCACCCUUCCCAGAGAUUUAUAUAAUAUCUAAAGCCAUAAGCGACAAGUCUCUAAAAAGUAAAAAGUGUAUUAUUCGGCAUUUCGAACAUUUGACAUUUUGACGUAAUGUCGUAAUGAAUCGCCAAUUCCCCCCCCCCCCCCGCUAAUAAAUUGUAUAUUCCCUUUGACCGAUGACUGUUCACAAUGCCGACUGAUAUUUCGCGCCAAAUUGUUGACAGAUAAUACAAAUCAUAGUCCUAACUUUCGAACACUCCGGUUUCGUUUUUGUAAAACGUUUAUAAACGCACAACUAUUAACCACAGAAGAGGGUUUAUUUUAUUUCAAUAAAAAAAUUUAAUAUUGUUUAAUACAAAUUUGUUUUGGUUAUUGCCUAUUGUUUGUUGUAGUUGAACAAUUUGUAAAAUCGUCUAUUAGUUUAGAGCCAAAUAGUUAUGAGGUACGAUUUAUUUUCUCGCAGUUAGAUUUCAAUUGA